AGAUUCUGCAGCCAGAAGGAAAAUGGGAUCUUAUUUUCAACAUUUGGUUAGGUUAAGUACAAUAAUAUUGGAUAUUUCUGCUGACUGAAUACCAAUCCUACUUGCGUAGUUUUGCCGAAUUCUAGAUUUACGUUUUGCUUUUCUAGUAUGGAGAAGUUUUUGGAUCACAGAAUUUUGCUGAUAGUAAUUUCAUUUUUAACAAGUCUGCAGAGUACAAAGCUACUGUCAGAGUGGAAAAAGUGUGGCGAUCAGGAAUGUGAAACUGCAAUGAGCAGAGUCCAAGGCACUAAAGACUACGUAGGGCCUGACUGCCGAUAUCUGAAAUUCAAAAUGGGGGAAGAGAUAAUCGUAUACUCCAAACUUUCAAGAAAAAGGGAAGAUUUGUGGGCAGGAAGUAAAGGGAAGGAUUUUGGAUAUUUCCCAAAGAAUGCAGUUCAAACUGAAGACGUUUUUAUUAUACAAGAAGUAGAAGUGCCAACUAAGGAAACUGAUUUCCUUUGUCUUGAUGGAGGUGAAUACCUUUUGGAAAAUAAAGAUAGUGUAUUGCACAAUCAUAAUGAAGAACGUGAAUAUCCAUUGCCUUACAAAGAGCCAGAAUCAAAGAUGUCCGAAGGUGAGCUCCAAAAACAGACAACUAUUUCCUUCCAGCGGGAACAUGGAAUUGAGUCAGUUCCUGAAAGUGAUGAAUUAGACAGAAAGUUCAAAGACCCUCACACUCAAAAGGAGACUGAGAGCAAUAAAUUGUUCAGAAAGAACAAGAAUGGAAAAGAUGAUGCUGUCCUGCAAGAAGCUGAAAGCAGUCACCCACUGAAACCAGCUCCUUUAGAAUCUACAUGGACUGUUUCUGGUGUUGUAGGAUGGCUUGGCCUAGGAAGUAAACAAGAUGAGGAAGCUUUUGAAACAGUGACCAAAUCUCUAGAAGAAAAUACAUUCAGAAGCAGAAAAAUAGCAAUAACUCAUGAAAGUGACAUGAAAGAAUUAACUGAUGAGGAUAAACCAGAGUCUUCUGGCUGGUUUCAGAGUAGAUUGACAGAUUUACUAAAUUUUGGUAGAGAGAAUUCAGUCCUUGGUUUGCUGUCCAAAGAAAAUAAUCCACAAAUCCAUGAUAGUUCUAGUAAUGCUGAGCAUUCUGAGUUUGAACAAAGAAAUGCAGCUGCAGAAAAAUCAACAGAAGAAAAGCAAAAAAGUCACAAUGAGGUAUCCAAAUCAAGCUGGUUUAAUUUGGGUUUAAGUGAUGUUUUAACAUUUGGGCAUGCUAAGAAAGAGAACCCUAUAACAAAAGAGGAGCAAAGCAGAGAAAUGAAGGUUGCAACAGAUAAGAAUGAAGAAAUUCAGACUUCGACCCCACAAGAAACUGAAUCUCAGAUGGACAGAGAACUGAAAAAGGAAACAGCCAAAGUAAUGAUAAGUGAAGAACAAAAUAACAAGAAGAAUAAUGUACAUGAAAUAUUAGAUUCAGACAAUAAAACACCAACUUCUGAGGAGCUGCCAGUAAAUGAAGAUAAUCCUCUCAAUUUAAAGAGCACCAAAAAUGCAGAAGAGUCAUCUUUUACUACAGAUGUUGCUGACAAAGACAAACUAAUUGAACCUCACAGUUCAGAACAAAACCCAGUAUCAGAAACUCCAGUUAUGGAAAACACUGAAGUUAAAGAGAUAACACAGGAGUCAGAAAGCAUAAAUGGCCAGUCAGGUUGGUAUGAAAAAAUAUAUAGUAACUUCAUUACAUUUAAUAGGGACACGUCAGAUAAUGAACAGGGGCAGGAAUCUGUGGUUGCUCAUGGCAUACAGGAAUCAGUUACAUCUCAGCUUCACUCUUUUCCUAGCUCACCUCAAAGCUUAGACUCCACUAUUGCUAAAAAUUCAGAAGAAGAAAAGCAUGACAGGUUUGAAGAAUCUCAAUCUUUCCUCUCAUUUAGUCAUUUUACAAACAUACUGAGCUUUCACAGUUUAAUAACCAAAGUAAAGGAAUCUGUGCAAAAUGCACAGGAGGAUUUGAACUUUAGUGGAGAACUCGCCCAAUCUGAAAAUAAUGAUGAAAUAUUACAAGGAAGUAAAGAAACUGCAGUGAAAUUACAAGCAAAUCAGAGGGUUAGUGAGACUGUGCGAGAGAAGGGAGAUGUGGCAAUGUCCCAAGAAAGUGUUCUGUUGUCUCCAUUAGCAGUGCAAGGUAAUGAACAAAGUAGUGAAAAAACGAUACAAUAUGCCAGAUUAGUAAUAUAUAACAAUACUUCACCCCUUUUAUCUGUAAAAUCCCAAUUAGAAUCUAAAAUCUCCCAAGGUCAACAUUCACAAAUAUCUAGAUAUUCAAACCCUGAGGAACCCAUUUCUGAGGGUAGUGAAAAACAGGAAUUUUCUAAUAUAAAAGAUAACAGUGAUGUCCCUAUCUCCAAAGACCAGCAGCAUGCAUCUUCAGAUUUAAAGUUAGAAAAUACAAUAGAUUCACCAGUACAACAUGAAUAUAUAACUGAAGAUUUUUAUUCUAGUGAACAGCGUGUGUUAUCAAAAGAGGAACCAAUUGAACAUAAAGAGGACAGAACGGAUAAGAAUGAAGAAAUGCAUACUUUAAACCUACAGGAAACUGAAACUUACAUAGAGAGGAAAUCACAAAGAGAAAUAGCUGAAAUGAUGCAAGAUGAAGGACAAAAUAAUCUGAAAACACAUAAACAAGAAUCAGUAGAAUUUGACACACCAAGUUCUGGGGAGUUGCCAGCAAAUUUAGAUAGUCUUCUGAACUUCAAGAAAAUCCUAAAUGAAGCUGAGUCACCUCUUACUCAAGGAAUAUCAGACAAAACCAAACUAACUGAGCUUUACAGUACAGAACAAAAUUCAGCAGCACAAAGUCAAGUAAUAGAAAACACUGAAGUAAAAGAGAUAACAGAGGAAUCAGAGAGCAAAAAUGACCAGGCAGGUUGGUAUGAAAAUAUCUCUGGCAACAUAGAUUUUAAUAUGGACAUAUCAGAUGAUCAAAAGGAGCAGGAAUCUGUAGUUUCUCAAGACACACGGGAAUCAGUUGUAGCCCAGCUUUUAUCUUCUUCCAGUUUAUCUGAGGACUUAGACACAGCUGAUAAUUCAGAGAAAGACAAGCAAAACCAGUUUGAAGAACCACAGACUGUCUUUUCUUUUAGUCAUUAUAAAAACAUACUGAGCUUCCAAUGUUUUGCAACCAAAGAUGAGCAUUCUCUGCAAAGGCUACAAGAGACUCUGAGCUUCAGUGAUGAAAAUGGCCAGACUACAAAUGGCAAAGAAAUUGAACUGAAAGGCCAAACAAAUCAGAAGAUUAAUGAACAAGUACUAGAGAAGAGUGAUGUAGACAUUUUCAAAGAAAGUGUUCUAUUUUCUCCGUUGACAGUGCAAAAUGUUGAACAAGAUAGUGAAAACACAAUGAAAGAUACUAAAUUAGUAAAAGAUAGCUCACAUCUUUCAUUUACAGAAUCCCAGUUAGAACACAGAGUAGACCCUUUAUUUACAUAUCCAAAAUGCAAGGAACCCAAUUCUAAAAGAAAUGAAAGAGAGGAAUUUUCUAAUAUAAAAGAGAAAAGUGAAGUUUCUAUUUUAGAAGAUGAGCAGCAGGUAUCUUUAGAAACAAAAAUAAAUAUAAAAGAUUUACCAGAACAACAUGGAUACUUCUGUGAAGAUUCUUAUUCUAGUCAACAAAAUAUUAUUAAAAAGGGAGUAAGGCAGGGUUACUUAGCUGAAAAUUUUUCAGAGGAUAAUGGUCAUGAACUUGGCAUUGAUCGCAUUGCUGACACAAAGAAAAUUCAAGUUUCAGACCAGUUAUCUUCUCUGGAUUUUGAUGAAUCACUAUCAAAACACCAUGUAAAUAAUGAUGUACAGGCACAACAUAUUACUUUGGAGUCUGAAGAAGAAGGAGAACUCACUGAUGAGGAAUAUACUGAAAAUUCUUCAGACAAAGGUUUGCGUGAUGUCUCACAAGAUUCCAUAAAAGAUCAUUUUUCCAGCUCAAAUGUUGAUGAUGAUGUGUUAGACAAAAUUGUAGUGAAUAGCAAAGACAUUAGUCAUUUUUCCCAAGACAGAAUAAAACAGCCAGAGAAUUUUUCACAACAUGUUUCAGAGUGUGGUGAAAAUAACCUAGAACACAGUGAGCAAAUGAUAAAAAAUUAUGAGCCAAAUAAACCCCAAAAUGAAAAGAGAGCAAAUAUUUUGGCUAACCAAGAAACAUCUUCAGUAGCUACAUCUGAGGAAAUAAUACAAAGUGAGAGUAUAAUUCUUGAGCAAGACAGUCACACAUUAAAUUAUUUUAUGUAUGGUCUGCAAAACAAAGGCAAUGAAGUUCCACAGUCUUCUAUGCCAUUUACACAGGAGCAAAUAGAUGACGAAUACAAUAAAAGAGAACAUAUUUCAAAUCCGUCUGAACAGCAUUCUGAUAAUAUUAGAAUUAGUGAUGAUUCAUUAACAGUAAAUGUUCUUGGUGAACAAGUCCUACAAGAACAAAUUAUAGCACCUGAAGCUAGUGCUGAUACUUUUUCUGAAGAGGAGCUUCAAUCUCAACAAAUUUCCAUGAAUAUGCCACACCAUAAGAAAGAGCCACUAGGUAUAGAAUUGGAUGAUUCAUCUUCCCAACAUGAGCCUCUGAUAUCAGAAUGUGGGACUGGGGAUAAUAGUAAUUCAGAUCCUGGAAAGAAAUAUAAAACUCAGAUGCUACAUAAUAAAAGAAAAGAAUCUUCCAUACCAUCAGAUUUAGAAGUACCUGAGCCCAGCAGUUCAAGUCAUCAUGAAGAUAUGGAAAGCAUAAAUACAGAAAAUGAAUCUGAAUACCAGAAAAUAUCAUCAUAUCCUCAUUCAAAUGACGAUGUAACACCAAAGUUACAGGAUGUAGCAGAAUCACAGAAAAUGUCUGAAGAAAGUUUAGUUACAACAAAAACAACUGCAGAAUCCAGUCAUAUCCUACUUAAUGAACACGAACAUUUAUUCCAAGAACAAUCUAGUGUAGUUGAAAACUCUGAAAAAAAAACCCUAGCAUUACAUUUAGAAUCUUUUGAGUCUACUGAAUUGCAAACCCAGGCACCUCUUAAAAAUCAUGGUGGCUCUAAUCCUAACAAGCCUUUGUUACAUAUUCCCCAUUAUCAUGAUUCAGCACACAGCAACAUAGAACAUGUACCUUCGCAAAGUGAGCAGGGCUUGGAAACACUCCAUUUAAAUGCUGUGAAACAUAGAGAUCUGAAUGGUAAAAGACACAUUGACAGGGAAGAUGCUCUUCCAACUGAAAACAUAAAUCAUAUAAAAAAAUUAACUACUUCUGAAAAAGCAAAAGAUAGUAAGGACAAAAGCAAAAAAGAUACUGAUGAUCAGAAAAAAACAGACUCCCAAAAUAUAAAUUAUAAAAAUGGUGUCAUGACAGCGGGGGGAGUGGCUAGUAUUUUUACAAAAACUUCACAUUUUCUUGGAAGUUUGUUUAGUAAAAAUAAUAAUGGAGACUUUAGAAUAAAUUCUGAACACAAAAGUCCUGUCCUAGACCCAAAUGAAAACAGGGAAGAUAUUAGGAUAAACCAGAUAAAGGUAGAAUUUAAUAACGUGCAAAGGAGAGAGGCUGAGUUAAAGGAAAACGAAUCUGAACAAGAGAAAGACACAAUUCAGACGGCAGAAGCUACAAAUAAUUUAAACAUAGAUAAUUUUAAAAUGCUAAAAGAUAGAUCUGAGGAAGGACAACUUGGCAUUCAGGAAAAAAAUAUUACAUCAGUAACAGGAACAAACAACAAGGAAACUGAUAAAACCAUAAUCUGGGAGACAGGGUCUAUGUCCCAGAAAACCAGGAAAGAAGGCCAAAGAUUAAUUGAAGGGGACACAGAUAUAUCCAACCCAUUCAUUGUGUACCAACAGCUUUAUUCAAAAUUGUCUCAGGAAGUGAAGCAACCUUUAAAGAGUCUAUGUGAAAAAAACAAACUCUUGGUGCUAGAGCAACAGUUUAAAAAAGUUCAGCAUGAUAUCACUACUUUUACAUGUGAAGACAGUUUCAUGCAGAAGAAACAAGUGACUGCUUCUGUGAAAGAGGAACAUAAUCUGGACAUUGACUAUGAGAAAUGUAUAAAGGAGAAAAUGAAUUUUCUUCCAGAAGUACAAGAUCUUCUGUCAGCCAUCAGAACGAAGUGUGAAGCCCAAAAUGCAGAAUCAGAUAUAUCUGAUGAGAGAAAAUUAUCAGACAAAGCUCCAAAAGAAGACCAUCACAUGCAUACAGCUUUGUAUAAAGAACGUAACAGUGGCCAACAUUCAAAAGCAAUAACAAUUGCUCCAGUGAAUGCUCAGGAGAAAAUGUACAAUUCAGCAAAAAAUGUUCAGUUAGAUGCUAAAAAACCUUUAUCACAGAUCUUUUUCCUGAUUCAAAACUACAUUCCCAAUAAUGAAGAAGACUGGAUAUAUCAGAUUCUCCUGCAUUUUGAUUGUCUUGAUGUUGGUGACUUUGUAAAAUCUGUAUUUUCAGCAGUGGCAACUGUUAGCAAAAAGGUUGUGACAGCGUUGCCUGAAGAUAUGAGACCUGGUCCUGAUCUUUAUGGUUUCCCAUGGGAAAUAGUGAUUUGUGCUGCAGUUGUUGGAGUUUUUACAGUCUUACUGUUUCUGUGUAGGAGUUAUCAAUCAGUUAGAAGCAGAUUUUAUGUAGGAAGGGAAAAACAGCUUGCCAGUAAAGUUGCUGAACUAAUUGAAGACAAAUGCAAAGUUCUUGAAAAACUUAGUCUCCAGAAGAAAGAGUACGAAGACUUAGAAUCAUCUCUAAAGGAUGCCAGUCUUCUGAAAGAGUCAACAAAUACAUCACAUAUUGAGGCAACCUGUGAAAAACUGAACAGGUCAAACACUGCACUCAAGGAUGAAAUAGAGAAUUUAGAAAAAGAGCUAGAAGAAGAGAAGUCUAAGCGAUCAGAACAGGAUGACUUGAUGGCGGAAAUACAGAGAAGAAUGGAGUCUUUAGAAAGUGAAGCAAAAUCUAUCCAGUCACAAGUGGCAGAAGCCAAGACCACAUUAAAAGUAUUUCACAUUAAUAAAGAGAGACUUGAGACGUCUGUCCAAGAUGCAAUACAGGAAAACUGUCAUCUUCAGGAAAGCGAGAAACAGCUGUUACAAGAGGCUGAAGGAUGGGGUGAACGAUUUAGUGAAUUAAAUGAACAAACAAAAAUCUUUGAAUUAUCUAAAGCAGAUAUGGAGGAAGCUCUGAAAAACAAGGAAAGUCAAGUCAAGUCAUUGACAGAAUGUUUAUUGAAGAUGAAAGACUGGAGCACAGCAAUAGGAGAAGACAACACUGAAGAUAACCACUGGGAUGUUGAUAUAACAGAAAAUGGUGAGCUUUUAGAUGAUCAGCAGAAACGAACUAUAAAGAAGUUGAUCUAUGCUGCUAAGUUAAAUGCUUGUUUAAAAACUCUGGAAGUAGAAAGAAAUCAAGUAUAUUUAAAACUGGCAGAUGAAGAUAAAGCUAAAGAAGAACUUACAGAACGCAUUGAAAACCUCCAACGUGAGCAAGUCUCCUUGCAGUCUGAAAAUGCACAUUUUGAAAGUGAACUUCAAAAGCUUCAACAAAAGCUUAAAGUAAUGACAGAGCUAUAUCAAGAAAAUGAAAUGAAAUUACACAGGAAACUAACAGUAGAGGAGAGAGAGCGGUUACAGAAAGAAGAAAAACUCUCUAAAGUAGAUGAGAAAAUUAAUCAUGCUGCAGAAGAACUAAACAGUUACAGACAACGAGCAAAAGAUCUAGAAGAAGAGCUAGACAGAACCAUUCAUUCUUAUCAGAGUCAGAUUACUUCACAUGAGAAAAAAGCUCACGAUAACUGGCUGACAGCCCGGGCAGCGGAAAGACAUCUUAAUGAUCUGAGAAAAGAAAAUGCACACAACAGACAAAAAUUAACUGAAAUGGAAUUUAGAUUUGACCUUUUAGAAAAAGAUCCUCACGCUCUUGAUGUCCCAGUUAGACCAUUUGGCAGAGAGCAUUCUCCAUAUGGACCCUCACCCAUGGGCCGGCCUUCAUCUGAAACAAGAGCUUUUCUUUCCCCGCCAACCUUAUUGGAGGGCCCUUUAAGACUUUCACCUAUGCUUCCAGGUGGUGGAGGAAGAGGAUCAAGAGGAGCAGGGAACCCUGCCAUGUAUGAAGCUGCUAAUGAAAGAGGAGAAUUGAGCUCUGACAGGUUAUCUGAUCCCCACAGAGCACCUUCAGACACUGGGUCCCUAUCACCUCCAUGGGAUAGAGAUCGUAGGAUAAUGCUGCCAUCAUCAGGUCAGCCAUAUAAUGAUCCAACUCUCCCCCCUCGAAGACAAGAAAGACUUUAUUCUAAUCCUCCAAACUCAGGAAGACUUUCUGGACCAGCAGAACUACGAAGUUAUAACAUGCAGUCUUUUGAUAAAGCAGAUGGGCAAGCGUCUCCAGAAAAUAGUUCGAGGACAGAGCCCAGUGGAAAUGAAACUAAAGACUAUCCCAGUUUUAGUAAUUUCCUAACUGUGUCUGAUCAGUCACUCGCCUCUGAAAGUGAAGCAAUUGGAUCAGGGUUCGCUCCCCCACCUCUCCCUCCACCGAGAGCUCCACUGCUGCCUGUGGAUCCUAGAGGAGCUUUUAUAAGAAGAGGACCUCCUUUCCCACCUCCUCCUCCUAUUGGCAUGUAUGGACCUCGUGAAUAUUUUCCAAGGGAUUUUGUGGGUCUACCACGUCCUGCCUUGGCAAUGAGAAAUCCAUUUCCAGUGAGGCCUUUUUCUCAAUAUCCACCACAAAGAACUGGAUCUUUUCUGCCUCCUCCGCCUUCACUUGAAAAUAGGAGUGAGCCUCCUGCAUUAAUUCAUCUAUCAAAUACUCCAGCUACAGGACAUCCAGAGCCACAGCAAGACACCUGAUGCUGUUGUCUGACAUCUUGGAAAUUAACCUGAUGUACUCUUUCUAUACCUGUAAAAUCAUCUUCAGUUAAGUAACUGCUGUUACUUAAGGGAUUCUAUAUAAAUACUUUGCUCAAAUUGAAGCUUAAUAGAAUGAUUCUCAGGAUAGUGUUUUGUAAAUAAGGAUAAAUUAAAUAGUUUCCAUUGUACAGUAGUCAUAUUUUAAAUUAAGUAUUUUUAAUUUGAGUCACCUGUUCUGAAGGUGUACUAAACUAGAGUAAUGUUGAAAACAGUCGAGCUGUUGUCUCCUCUGCACAGGAAAACUCUGCAUGCAAAGAGCAGUGCUUGCUGUAGGAGUAAGAAAAAAAAGUGAAAACAACAAAUGUUUGAAUUAAUAAAAUGCAGUCACUUUACAAA
Caretta caretta (loggerhead turtle) is the source of this 9216-nucleotide messenger RNA. It is a transcript of the gene MIA2, whose product is annotated as MIA SH3 domain ER export factor 2. NCBI's taxonomy places the organism in Eukaryota, Metazoa, Chordata, Testudines, Cheloniidae. Gene Ontology annotation, biological process: endoplasmic reticulum to Golgi vesicle-mediated transport; protein secretion; vesicle cargo loading. The record is from RefSeq and is a predicted model, not a curated record. Gene Ontology annotation, cellular component: endoplasmic reticulum exit site; endoplasmic reticulum membrane. Gene Ontology annotation, molecular function: protein binding.